AUGAAGCAGCGAGGAGACUGGAAGCUGGUGGUUUCGGCUCUCUUCUCGACGGCGAUCCUUGCGCCGCCGUGCGAUGGGCAGGUACAGCCGGGUCACGUGACCGCGGACGGUAGCUCCGAAUGUCUGGCGGGUGACGGUGCUCCCUGGUUCUUUGGAGGUCGUGAGCGCUGGGAGGACGAGGGAUGGAUGGAUGCAAGGCCGAGAAAGGAGAGACAGACCGAGUCUGGAGGUCCUUGUCUCGAAUCCCCGGUUGGAGUCGGGUGCCACUCGCCAUUCUUCGACACAGUGAGGCGGAAGUGCUUCUACGUCUGCGGUUUGGAGGCCGAUAGCAAUGCUUCCAUGUGGGAGGGAGACAUGAAAGAGUUGUGCACCGAAGGGUACGUCGUGGGUCAUCUGCAAUCCGUGGACCAAUUGCAAGGGGUCCAUGACUACGUAAAAGAACUGGACAUCAGCGGUGAUAUCUUCACAUCGUGCUACCUCGGAUAUUAUUAUCCGGAUAUCUACGAAAAUUAUACUGGUGCGCACAUCCAAUGGAAAGGCUGGAAUGCAACGAUGAACGAUACUCUGUUCGACGAAGUUUUUCCAACCGAAGAAGCCCUGGACCGUUUCGAAUAUCGACGCCUCUGCUUCCUCGCCCUCCCCAGCCCAGCGGAAGGUCACGCGCCGUGGAAGGUGAAGCAACGGACCUUAGAUAGCGAUGUCUCCUCGGUCCUCUGCGAGAGCAUCAGUGAUAUCUUCACAUCGUGCUACCUCGGAUAUUAUUAUCCGGAUAUCUACGAAAAUUAUACUGGUGCGCACAUCCAAUGGAAAGGCUGGAAUGCAACGAUGAACGAUACUCUGUUCGACGAAGUUUUUCCAACCGAAGAAGCCCUGGACCGUUUCGAAUAUCGACGCCUCUGCUUCCUCGCCCUCCCCAGCCCAGCGGAAGGUCCCGCGUCGUGGAAGGUGAAGCAACGGACCUUAGAUAGCGAUGUCUCCUCGGUCCUCUGCGAGAGCAUCAGUGAGUUCCCUUCUUCCCCACUGUCGGUAGCUUUCUGGUCUCUCGCGUUUGAGGGUCUGCAAGCGCAUAUGAUACCGUGCGUGUCAAAGAAGGUGAUAAGCAUCACCUUCAAGGCGAACCACGUCCCGGAGGAUGUGCAGACUGUAACUGGGAUGUGUUCCCCCACCGGCUUUCUCGCCGAAUCUGUCACCCUAUGA
Messenger RNA from Darwinula stevensoni, 1197 nucleotides. Lineage: Eukaryota; Metazoa; Arthropoda; Ostracoda; Podocopida; Darwinulidae. The record is from the annotation of a GenBank genome assembly.